This is a messenger RNA of Lymnaea stagnalis (great pond snail), 21129 nucleotides long. The record is from the annotation of a GenBank genome assembly. NCBI's taxonomy places the organism in Eukaryota, Metazoa, Mollusca, Gastropoda, Lymnaeidae.
CAUUUCCUUUUUCUCGUGUGUCAAGUCCAGGGCGUUUAUUUCCACCCCCUUUUCCCGUUUUCAACAGGAAGAAUUAAUGAAUACAAGAAUAUAGAUUUCAUAGCAAACAAAGUUUCAAAGCAACGUAAGUCUCAUUUUGCAAUAUGUCCGCAUUAAAAUUUGAUCAAAGCCUAUUCUUGUUCAUCUAAAUGGCAAACGUGUGAUAAAUACUAGUUCUUGGGUAAGUGUCGAAAGUUAAAGAGUGAUUCAUGCUUUUUUCGCCUUGAACCAAAGCAAUGAGGAAGAGAAGCAAAUAUUUUGGAAUUGCCGGCACCAUGCCCCAAUUUAAAGCUACAAUUAGGUUUUAAUCAAUAGUCAUAUUUUUAUUGAAAAAAUGUUGAGUGUGGUGUAUAUACUGAUAUACUAUAUACUAUGACUAUAUACUUAUACUAUUAUAAUUAUAUAUUUAUAGUAGUAAAAGUAAAGGCUAGUGAUCAGUAGCCUAGCUUAGGCCUAGGCUUUUAUUUAAUUUAUUUUUAUAUAAAUAUAAAUUAUAAUUAUAAACUGAAGUAGUGGUUAUAUAUUAGGCUUUGCUAAGCUAAGGCUAAGUAAAAUUAGAUUCUGAUUUUUAAAAAGAUAAUAAAUUUAUUUAAGGACCUAAUCUACUAUUUAUUAAGACUAAUAGUAAUAGUAGGCCCACUUCCAUUCUAAUUUGAAAAUAGGCCUAAAUUUAGUCAUGAGUAUUACUAGUAUUAGACUUUUAUAUUUGAAUAUUUUCAACUAUUUUUCUCUGCUAGUUGCUCAUUUCCAAUCCGUUUGAAAUCUGGUUUUGUUUUAUAAUUUAUAAUAAAUAGUAAAAAUAUGAUUAGUUAGUGUGAUAACUUUCCAGUUCAUGUUAAAUUUGGGGUUAACAGUAUGGGCAUGGGUUUUUGCCAAGAGUUGUCUUGCUAUAAGUGCAGUGACGUCACUUUAGGGAAUCCUAACACUGGAAUGAAUAGACCAAUCGUUGGACCUGAAUGGUGUGUGUCAUAGUCAUACCUUUCCAAUUCUUCAUUGAGCAUUACUAGCAUCAUAAACUAAAUCUGAUGAUCGCAGACCUGUUUACUCGUACGAUUUUGGCGUAAAAUGUACGAUUUUGAGGUUUAUACAUUAUAUAUACUGAUUUUUAUUUUACUAUUAAGAUAAUGUAUUGAUUGAUUUUGUGAUGAUAUUGUAAGAUUUUAAGAGUUUGAGGGUAAACAGGUCUGUGAUCGAUACAGUUAAUAUGAAGCAUAGUAAAAUACAAUUUUCUAUUAAUUUGUAUUAAAAUUCAAAUUGUCAAAUGACAAGUUUAAAAAAAAAAAUGAAAAAAGAACAUCCUCACUGAUACCCCAAGACCCAACAUGGGUGGGGAAAAAAACAUGCCCAAAAGUAAAAGUGCUUUCUUUUUAUUAUUUGAAAAUCAAAAUACCUGUAUCACUGUUUGCUAAAACUUCUGUAAUGAAACGGAGACUGCUAUUUAAUUAGUAUUGGAAAUGGGCGUAGAUUAGGAAAUAUUUGAUAACUGUGUUUCAGAAUCAAUUUAGAAGGCAUUUAAAGUGGAAUGUUGUCUUUGGAAGUUUAAAAAACUGGUAGAGUCCAUAUUAAUAUAAAUUAAUCAUAAUUUUAUGUGUGCAAAAUCUCAGAGUUUCAUUAAUAAGAGUUUGUUUUGUGCAAACACUAUUAAACCAUUGGCUAGCGAAAGCUUUAAUUAAUUAAUUAGUCAUGGGUUAAAGUUGAAAGUUCAAAAUAUUUUUUAUACUAAAGUAACUAAUGAUUUCUAUCAUUUCACGUGACAUUUCACCAUAAUUUUCCUCCCACUUUAAAUACCAAAAUAAGAAACUAAUAAAUCUUCUCGGGGUCUCCCGACCCCUCCCCAAAACCCCUUCCUUCACUUUAAAAAAAUAUAUAAUAAGUAAAAAAAAACUAGCAUUAAGUGAACACAAAGUCAGAUCUGUUUAAUAUGGCGCUGUAGACAGAAGUUGACAGUGGAACACAUCGCUAGCGUUAUUCCUAACCCAAAAUCACCCUACUUCUUCACUGAAGGUAGAGUUUCAUAGAUGUAAUCAUACGAUCGAUACAGUUAAUAUAAAAUUAAUAGUAAAGAAAUUUUGCAUUUUUUUUUUUUUUUAAAUUGUAACUUACAAGGUUCAAAAGAAAUCCAUUUUUAAAGAGAUAAGUGAGAGAAAAAACAAACUCAUUUGUUCAGUAUUAAUUUGUUAUGUUAUUUUGCAUUUCAUUGUUUGCAUUAUUAACAAAUUAAUCAGUAAUGAGUUGGUGUUUAUUUUAAUAUUAGGUUUAAUUAUUUGCAGCCUGUGAAAGAUUUACUCAUUGCGAUAAAAGUGGCCCAUGAAGCCUUUUGGGUUGGCCACCCCUGUAAAAGAUUAUGUAGUAGCAUGUGGGGGUAUCAUGGUAAAACUAUAAAAUUCAGUGAAUCUAUUCGAUUUACGGUUAUUGACAACCAAUUGUUAUAUUUCUAUCAAAUCCACUGUUAUUUUGAAAUUCUAACUAUUCAUAAGAGUUAGCGUAAGUCUAAUGUUCUCAUUGUUCUAGUUUUGUCUUCUUUGACUCUAAUAAUAUAUUGCAUGGUUCUGCUAGGCCUAAUAAUAAUUGGAAUGGUCAGGUUUACUGCCACAGUAAACCUAUUACAAUAAACUAAAAGCUGAUGUAAAUUAUUUUACGUUCAUGGGCUAAAGCUGAAUCGACUCUCGCUGGUGCGAGAAUUAACAAAUUUGUGAACUUUAUUACUGGACUUAGUUGUUAAUAGUAUCAAUCUUUAAUAGGCCUACAUGUUGUUUCUUUGUCUCUUUUAGCGAUAUUUAUUAUAAGAGCUAAAAAAAUAAUUGUAGCUAUUUUUCCCCAACACUUUCCUUGAAAUUUAAAGAUGUUUUAAGAGUGCAUUAUAGUCUAUGCAUUCACCACAGUAUUUUAUUCCUUUUUUUAUUAUUCCUAAGCAAUUUUCUACUACAUUUCCCUAUUUUUAGAGACAUUUGAUGAUUGUACUCACCAUGUAUGAAACAUUUUUUGGUUGUUUUUAUUAGUGUAAAAUAAAAGUAAAAAUUAUUGUAUAGGUUUAUGUUCCUCAAAACAGAUGGCGUUUAUGAGAAAAAGCAAGUUUCGGCAUGUGUUUGGCAAACCCUUAAAGAGAGAUGAGUGUUAUGAUGGAAUCCGUAUCACAAGAACAUCAUGGGAAUCCACAUACUGUGCUGUCAACCCUAAAUAUGUAGCUGUUAUUACAGAGGCAGCAGGAGGUGGAUCCUUUCUGGUUUUGCCACUUGCUAAGGUAUUAACAUUUUAAUAUACUCUUAUAAAAUAUAGUUCAUAAUUGAAACAGAUUUGUAUAGAGACAUGGUUUACACCCAAAUUUUAUUAUACAACCUGUUUUUUUUUCUUUUACAUAAUUGGUCAAGACUGUUACUGUAGUAUUGUAACACUGCUAAUUGUUUAUUGCUCUUAUUAAUUUCCAUGAUGUGAGUCAGUUGGGUUUUUUUUUGUUUUUUUGGGGGGUGGGGGCUAUAAUUUUAAAUCUUAGGAUUUAGUUUUUGAAAAGCCAGCAGGGGUGAAAGUUCAACAUAUUCUAUAUCCUAAGAAUUUUGUCAAAAAGUUCUUUAUGAUAAUGAGGAGGGGUGCCAUUAUUCCGGAUUCAUUGGGCUAAAUAUUUUUCAGCUUCAGGUUCACGAGUUUUUAUUUUCUCUCGAUCUGAAUUCACCAGUUCAGUUUAUUCAAAUAUGGAUUCUGGGAUUUUAAAAAAAAAUGUGUAAGAAUGCGCGAAAGCCUAUUCAUUAGAACAGGUGCUGCGACCUCUCGCUUUCAUUUGCGACCUCUCUUCUUGCUGUGUCAAGUUAAAUUCUACAAUAUAUGAAUUUGAUGAGUUUCGUUAAGUUUCAGGGUUGGAAAAUUUGUAAAUGAAUUAUCAGGUUUCAAGAAAUUUUUAGAAAGGUUUUUUCAGGUUUCACAGCUUUCAGUGAGUGGCACCCAUGCUAAUGAGUCAAAUGUUAAAGCUUGUAGUUUAGUCCUAUAUAAACUUUCCUUCAGUGCAGAUACACAAACAAAACAAUUGACUUGCAAAAUAUAGUGGAAUACUUAUAAAGUGAAUGCAUAAUUCUUAUAUUUUAUGACCUUUGUUCACAUUAAUUCUUAAAAUAACAGUUUUGAAACUUAAUCAGACAUGCCAACCCUUCCGAUUUUGUUGGAACUAUACAUAUUUUUUAUCCCUCAUUCUGACCUUCAGGCAAACUCCUUAAAAUUACGAUUUUCCGAACAUUAUAAUUUUUACCCGCCAUAAAAAUUCGAAAGUGACAACAAAAAAAAUCAAAGAAAAAAAUUGGGUACGACAGGAAGUGGUGCAUUUCGAUCCCUCUUCCUUUGUUUUUAUGAAGUGUUUACAAGUCUGAUGGACCGGACGAAUAAGUUCUCUAGAUAUUCGUCCGGCAAUUAUAUAUUCGACCAAGUCACAUGACUGCCAUAACAAAGUUGCACGAGAUAUUUGUCCUUCAGCCCUGUUACUUGACCGAUAAUAGUCGAUCAGAAUUUGCAGUACUUCAUUUCAACAAAUACAAGUCAAUGCUAACCUUUUAAGUCAGUCUGGACAUUUUUAUGAAACAGAAAUAUGUUCAAUUCUACAAAAGAAAUGCUUUAAACAUUGCUGGUAUAUAUAAUGAACAAAUGGUUAAAAUGUGACAGUGUUAAAUAAAAUGUGACAUGCCCGCCAGAUGACUAUCCUCCGCCCUAUUUGUCCUGUCACUAGACAUGUAGUCACUGCCUUGUUUUUUUUCAAAGUGAACCGCGAUCUCUAAAUCAUUCUUCAAUCAUCAAUUGAUCCGAUCGUCAUUCAUCCUUUUACUAGGCUUAAAAAUAAUUCAGUGGUGUUGUGACUUUUUUUAAAUUUUUGUUAAAGCUUUUCUUAAUUAAAUGGAUACAUCUAUUAAAAGUGGUGGGUACAAUGAUAUUAAUAAACAUAUUUCAACACCAAAAAAACAAACAUACAACUUCAGCUUAAGCAGGUGCAUCUACUACAUACAUGUCUAAUUUCUUUGCUAAGGAAUUGGACGAUUCAGUUAUCAGAUCAGAAGUUGUUUUUACUGCCUUUCUUAUUGAAGGAAAUAUUUCUCUAGCCAACUCCUCAUUUUAAUGCCAAAGUCAAAGAAAUGUUUCCAGAUUCCCAAAUUGCUAGAAGAUUGUAAAGAUAAAUUACAGUGAAUAUGAAACAAGGGCAAGCAUGAAAGUUGAUAAUCUUUCUAACUUGCUUGUAACAAAAGUCAUUUGCAAUGCUAACCUUCAGUUGUCCAAAGAACUGUUGGAAAAGUGCAAAAAGGCCAAUAGGGAUAUGCUGGAAAACUGAAAUCUUAGCAGCAUGUGUACAUAUGUAAAUAAAAUGGUUAUGCUGCCCUGUACUGUAUAUAAAUAUAAACAUUUCCAGUAAUGUUUUUCUCAUUUUCUAUGGUGAUCUGUGGACUCUUCAAAGAUAAUGAAGGUAACUUUAUAUUUUUUUCUUUACUUAAAAAAGGCUUUUGCAUUAGUGGGUAUGUAGAUCUUAAAACCAACGCCCCCCCCCCCCCCCCCCCCCCCAAGUGCAGCAACAUCACUCCCGCACCCCCCUACAGAUUUUUUUUCCUUGGCAGGUUGGCAGGUGUGCUUAAUCAUUGAUGUUAUGUUACAACUGAUGUAACCAUGUUUAGAGCAAUGAGGUGGUAUGGCCUUACUUGAGCUCACUGACUUUUGUCCCAGUUCAGAGUUUGACACUUUAUAUUGUACAUAUUAUUUUUAUUUUUAUGAUUUUAAUUUCUAGACAGGCAGAGUCAACAUUGACCACCCGAUGGUAGCUGGUCAUAAAGGAGCUGUUUUGGAUAUCGCAUGGUGCCCACACAAUGAUGAUGUCAUUGCUAGUGCAUCAGAAGAUUGUACGGUCAAGUUGUGGCAAAUUCCUGAAGAUGGACUGAAAGAGAAUUUAGUUGAACCCGUUGUUGACCUGUUUGCCCAUCAACGUAGAGUUACACUGCUAGUCUGGCAUCCAACUGCAAUGAAUGUCUUGUUGAGCACAGGUAUGUUGUGUGUGCUACAGAGAUCAAGUCUAAUGUGGGAUUACACUCAAACAGAAGUUAUUGACAGAGAAGCCUCAUUAAGUAAAAAGCUUGGGACUAAUAUUAAAGCAGCUUUUAAAUAGACUUUAUUUUAAAAGUAGAUUUAUAUUUAAAUUUUUUAUCCAUUUUUUUCGGCUUCUUUUGUAAUAUUAUAGCAUGUGUUGUGACCUAAAGCAGAUUAAAUUUACAAAAACCAUAUAACAGUUCGUAACACUAUUGUAUUGUUUUUGAAAAAAAAAUAAAAACAGUCUAUUGAAUGGCAGUUUUAUUGUUGAUAGCUAUUUUAUUUUGUAUUUAAGGCUCUGACAACCUUGUUAUCAUCUGGAAUGUUGGCACUGGCGAGGCCAUGUUGCAGAUAGACAUGCCUGAUCAAAUUUACUCUGGUUCAUUCAACUUUGAUGGCAGUCGAUUUGUCUGUACAUGCAAAGACAAAGUCUUGCGUAUUGUUGAUACCCACACAGGCAAAACAAUUAAGGUAAGAGUCUUUUUAUAGCCACUAUUUUGUUAAAAGUUAUGUGGUGAAGAUAUCUUAGGAAUAGAUUUUUAAAAUUGUGUUAUUUUCUUCGGAAACACAAUCUUAAGUCUUAAUGGAUGUUGUAACAUCUUUUAAAUGAUAAAUAUUAAAAAAUGUACUGCCUUUUUUUUUCAUCAGUCACAAAAGCUAUUAAGGAGAUAUCCAUAAAUUAUAAUAAAUGACUUUGUUAAUGUCCAAAUUUAUCAGUAGGUAAUCUAAAGCCAUCACAACUUUUUUAAACUGUAAAAGAAAAAAAAUUUUUAGAUCAAAAUGUAUUUUAUUUUAACUAUAUUGUGUUUGUUCUCCAGGAAGGUAAAUGCCACAUGGGAUCUAAGCCAGCUCAGUGUGCAUAUUUAAAGAAUGGUCAAGUGUUCACCACAGGAUUUUCUAAGAUGAGUGAGAGGCAAUAUGCAUUGUGGGAUGAGGUAACCAUUUUUUUUCCUCUUGUCAUUCUGUAAUUUAUUGAAGGUCAUGAUUUAUUAAUUAUCUAAAUAUUGUUAGCUUGUACUCAAAUAAUACCCCUUUUUAAAAAAGUCUUCCUAAUUUUGCAAAUUACCAAUGCUAUUUGGACAUACCUUGAAAUUUUAUUUGAAUGUUUAUUUCUGAUUUCUGUGUUCCAGAAUGAUUUGAAUGAACCUAGAACAAUAGAGGAGAUAGACUCAAGUAAUGGUGUCAUGUUUAUCUUCUAUGACUCAGAUACAAACAUGGUGUAUCUGGCUGGAAAGGUGAGUUUAAAGUUUGACAAGACAAAACAUAAAAAAUUUCAACAGAUGCACAGACCUGUUUACUCUUACGAUUUUGGCGUACAAUGUACGAUUUUGAGGUGUAAACAUAUAUACUGUAUGCAUAUUUUUUACUCUAAAUAAAAGGUAUUGAACGAUUUUGUGAUGAUAUUUUACGAUUUUAAGAGUUUGAGGGUAAUCAGGUCUGGAUGCAUUUGACAUUUAACUUCAAACACAUCUGAACAGAUACACUUGACAUUCAAUAUAAAACUCAUCUUUAACCCUAUAACUGUCAAAACGGCAAAUCAUCAGCCGUUAUACCACUUUCUGUGGUGUCUAGACCGAUAUGGUUGCCCGCUAGCAAAAUCGUAAUUAAAAAUGUGGUUUAAUGUAUGUUAUUUAAGUGGAAAUCACUCUAUAUAAAUGCGUUUGCUUUUUAUUACCGUUAAUAUUUGUGCGUUAACUUAUAUUUAUCAAAAUAAAAUGAGUAAAACAGAGUAGGGUUAAACCUGAAAAAAUAAACGCAACAAAACACGCUGUUUUGUUGCGUUUAUUUUUUCAGGUUUAACCCUACUCUGUUUUACUCAUUUUAUUUUGUACUAACCUGAUUGCAGUCUCUCCCCUUAUUACCCCUUAUAUUUAUCAGGGAUUUUUUUGGUGAUAAAUCGGUUGUGAAAUUUUCACAAAUUUUUUUCCCGCCGUAAUGUCUACGGGUUCCCCUCUAGAUUGCAAAAUCAACACAGAAUUUCUAUUGGAAUUAUGUCAAAUAUAUUAUAAUAAAAGCAAUGAUUUCAGGGAUAUUCCAUGUGCUAGUAAUGACAAUAUUAGCUCUAGUUGUGAUGGCGACAUAAUAGUUAGAUAUUGACAAUUUUAACCCUAAGCUUAGUCAUACUAUUACAGACAAAUUUUGUUUGUUAACGGGUGGAAACAAAGAGAAAAAGACACAUAUUGGAUCCCAAAGACUUAUCCAAAAAUAUUUAUGUUUAUGUAUAUUCUGAGGUAUUAAUCAAUAAAAACAUGGAUUUAAAAACUUCAAUUAAAAAAAAAUCAAUUUUUAAACUCAUUUCGUGUCUUUCCCCUCGUAUUUUGUUUAACAAAAAUUUGAAGUUUGGGAAUGAAAACAAAUCACAAAUAUCACAAGUUUUCAAUAUAAGUAUCUGUAACUUGUCAUUAUCUGAAAGAAUAUUGCUUCAAGUAUCUCAAAAACAUGAUUUUAUGAUAGUUUGAACUGUUUAGGGUGGUUUGGGAAUUCAGAAGUUGAGUAUUAAAAUUUUACUCACUCUAUAAAGGUCAAGGUCAAUAUCGGCAUAUUUAAUAUAAAAACAAAUUCUUUUCAUACCAAAAGAUACCUGUAUACUUGUAAGGUUCUUUUAAUUCAUUUAGUCUGGGGUUUUUUUUUAUUUUUGACAAGCAUAUGAAAUAGCUAAAAAAAAUGGCUUGAUGCUAUAGAAAAUGUUCUGUUGAAUCUCUUAACACAUUUUUAAAAUACCCUUAUUAAAAAAAAAAAGGUAAAUUAAUGUAAGUAUACAAAGAAGUAUACCCACUACUUGUGUUAUUUGCAAACAAAACGCAAUGAGCAUUAUCAAAAACUUUUUUUUCAUGACUGCAUUUUUUUUUAAAAGCUUAAUAGUCAUUUCUUUGUGUUUUCCAUUCCCAGGGAGACAGUAUAAUCCGUUAUUAUGAGGUGACAGAUGAAGCCCCAUAUGUUCACUUCUUGACAUUGUACCAGUCCAAUGCACCUCAGAGAGGCAUUGGUUUCAUGCCCAAAAGAGGACUUAAUGUAAAUAACAAUGAGAUUGCCCGGUAAGUUCCAUGAGACAUUAGCAACACCUAACUUUGACAAUCUGCAUACUGAAUCCUUUAUCAGCACAGAUAAAAUAGCUCAUGCUUGCAUGUCCAGAAAUCAAACUGUUUUACAUUGAAAGGCCUACUCUCCACCUAAACCUGUUUUACAUCGAAAGGCCUACUCUCCACCUAAACCUGUUUAACAUUGAAGGGCCUACUCUCCGCCUAAACCUGUUUUACAUCGAAAGGCCUACUCUCCACCUAAACCUGUUUAACAUUGAAGGGCCUACUCUCCGCCUAAACCUGUUUUACAUUGAAAGGCCUACUCUCCACCUAAACCUGUUUAAUAUUGAAAGGCCUACUCUCCACCUAAACCUGUUUAAUAUUGAAAGGCCUACCCUCCACCUAAACCUGUUUUACAUUGAAAGGCCUACUCUCCACCUAAACCUGUUUAACAUUGAAAGGCCUACUCUCCACCUAAACCUGUUUAACAUUGAAAGGCCUACUUUCCACCUAAACCCAUUUACAGCAGUCUGACAGUUAAAAACUCUACUCAAGAGGAAUGCCUUCCCUCAACCUCUGCUCUGAAUACAUGCUGAUGAACACUUCAGAAUACUAGAUUGGAACUGUUUGAAGGACUCUUUUUUAGUAUGUGCAAUUAAAAAUAAUCCAAUGUAUUUUACCCUACUGACUUGUUAAUAAUUAUGAAAUACUAACAGGUUUUACAAGCUUCACAACAAUGGCCUCUGUGAGAUAAUUCCUUUUACAGUACCCAGGAAGGUAUUUCCUUUUUAAUUUUACUUUUCCAAUGAAUAGAUUCCAAAUUACACUUCCUGGUAUGAAGUUUUAUUUUAUAAGUAGGAAGUUUUAUAUUCAUGCAACUUUAUAUUUGCAUAAGAUAUUUAAACAUUUACUUUUAAAAUAACAGACUGCAACAGCACUUUAAAGUUUUAACAAGUUACACUAUUUUUCCAUGGUCAGUAACUUCUUUAGAAGUAUCCCUCACAUUGACACAUUGGUAGGAAGAAUUAACGUUGGAAGUGUCCUGACUGGCACACUACACAUUUAGGAAGUAACACUUGAAGUGUUGGAUGUCAACAGAGUUCUCCCUUGGUCAGAUCAAGUGGUUUUUUUAUGGUGGCCUCAUUGUAGGCUGUACUUGAAGCCCAUGUUUAGCUAUUUUGCUUACGAUUCAUUGGUUUGAUGGGGGGGGGGGGUGGUGGUGGUUGUACAGCCAAGUAGAUAGCAAUUAAGCACAUUAAAUUAUAAAGCAUGGGCAUGAAGUCAAUUAUCCCAUUAUGCAGGAAUAGGUUCACACUGCAUUGUGGGAAUAAUGUCCAUGAAGAACUCAAUGUUUUCAGUAUUCAAUUUUAUGUUAAGUUGAAGCAAUGGCCUUUGAGCGAGUCCCCCAAAAUAGGCACUACAAAUCAUCCUGUACUCUUCAUGAGUCUCUUCAUCUUAAUUUGACUAAGUAAAGUGUAGUGGGUCAUAAUACUUAUGUAAAUCCUUCUGUUUGUUAUCUCCUGUGCAGUCAGAACUGUUUCAAGAUGACCUUUACCCUGACACAGCCUCUGAUGUGCCAGCUAUAUCUGCUGAUGAUUUUUUUUCAGGAAAAAAUGCUGAGCCUGUUUUGGUAUGUUGAAGAUGUUUACAUUAAUAGAGUUGUCAAGGUGUAGAAUUGCACUAAAUUUUUUAUAUAUUUUUCCUUUGUCGAUUUGGUUUACUACAUUUUUCUAUUAUGUAUAGGAAAUACAUCUGUAUUAAAUUUUGAAAAGUGCAAAAAUGUUAAUUGCGCUUAUGAGAAUUAUGGCACAUUAAAGAAUAAACACUACUAUAGCUCAUGUUACAUAUUUGUUUUCUCGUGUUUGAUUUUGGUUGUCAGGUUUCACUAAAAGAAGGAUUUGCACCAUCCAAAAAGGAACAGCUCAAAGUGGUCAAGAAAAACAUACUUGAUAAAAUGCCAGCCAAACCCCAGCAGCAACAAUCCUCCAACAAUGCUGAGGCUGCAGCAGCACCCUCGUUGCCGCCUGUAAGUCCUUCAAACCAUCACAUCAUAUCAACCAUAAGUCUGUUGUGAAAUCAAAGUAUAAAUUAUUUUAUAAAUUGCUGCUCAGGGGCAUGUGUUCGUCAGAUCUACUAUUUCAGGAGAUUGUGACAAUUAAAGAUUAUAUGAAAAUCAACCCUCUAUCCAGAAUAUAUCAAUAUAUUUUGUAGUACUUCCUACUGGACUAUUUAUAAGUAUUGGUGGGUUCAAUGCUUUGUGUAUUUAUUUAGGAAUUUGGUGAGGCUUCAAAUAACUAUAAGAAAUUCAUUUGGAUUCACAUGCCUUGCAUUUUUUCCUUCAUCAGUUGUCAUAUUAUUCUGAAAUUAACUUGUUAUUCUGUGUUUAAAAACAAAUAAAAACUUGGGUUUAAUAAAUAAUGCCCAGCUACAUCGGAGUAAAUAUUUAACGGAGUAAAUAUUUAACGGUCAUAUUAAUUCAUUGUUGGUAAUUAUAUCAUUAGCUUAUUUAUUAUGCUUGUGUCCAGCAUAGUUUUGUGUUUUUAAUUUUGUCUGACAAUGAAUUGCAGUGUUUCUCUUUCAUUGGGACUAGAAAAGACACUAAUUUUCAGCUUCCUAUUAAUAUUUGUCCCCAGCCAAGAUCAUUGUGUAUCUAUUUAGUUAUAAGUAAAUAAUUUUGUACUCGCUAGAUCAUAAGUCAUCGGAACAUUAGUCCUAGAGAAACAAUGUAUUCUUUGGACCUACUAACAAAUGUAGACGGUAGCUAUUCUAUUGCUAGCUGUUAAGAAGUUAAAUAACCAAUCAAAAUAAUUGAACGCUCUAAUAGGUUGGUACUUAGUGUUUCUUUCAGGAAUAGUUAAUAUUAUCAUUGUUGAUUACUGUCACUCUUUUAUUUUCCGUCAUCAAAUAAAACACAACGAAGUGCUAUGAUGACUCUCCCUGCAUAAAAAAUUAAAGUCAACAUUUAUUUUUCUAAAAGUAAUUGCCAUUGGAAUUUUCUCAUUGUUUGGAUGGGUUAACCUUUUUUAUUUCUUUAAUUGGAGACACAUCCUGUUAAGUUACAUUCUCAGUCAGUGUAGUUACAUUCUCUGACAUGGUUUUCUUGUGUCAAACAAGGCAGUUACAUAGAUAAGGAUGACACUUUAAAAAAAAAAAAAAAAUCCCAUUGCUGUUUUUGACCUCAGGGUUUUGACCCACAAGCCAUUUUGGAUGACAUGAGAAAACUGAAGCUGAUUGUUAAGGCACAUGAACGGAGGAUUAAAACUUUGGAGGAGAGGCUUUCGCAGUAUGAGAGUGAGGAGGAGGCUGUGGAAGAGGCAUAAGGCUGGCCACCAUCUCUUACACACCUAACUAUGGUUCUUGAAACUUUUUAUUUUUUCGCAUUUCCUUUUGUUUUAGUUUUUCCUUGUUCCACCAGUGUUGGGUUUUGCUUAGUUGCCACUUGGAUAUGUAUUGUUGACACCUUUUACUAAUUAUGUUUUCAGCAAGUUAGAAAUUAUUUUUAUUUAAAAUAUUUUUGUUUACAUCAUCUAUUACCACAUUUUGGGACAUUUUUAUUUUUUUCCCAUUUAAAUAUCUCCAAAAAAAAAUAAUUUUUUAUUGGUUUGAAUUUAACAAACAAAAUUGGCACACACUAGUAAUAGAUAAAUUUAUUCAAGAUACAAGAACCAUUUGCUUAUGUCUUGGAUCUAUUGUCCUUUGGUUACAAUUGGGUUUAUCAAUGAGCCCUUGCUGAAAACUUGUUGGUGAUGUGCCACACAUAAUUUAACAGCUUUUAGAAACAGGAAUCAUAAUCUCAUGGGACAUAACUACUGCUUUCCAUUGGAAUCCUAUUACUAUUAAUGAUGCUAGCCUAAUGACCUGCUUUUGGUGGUGAAUGAAUACUACUAUGUAAUAACUAUCACUUUGAUGUGUCUGUGUUCACAUUUAAAUUAGGCUUGCCAGUCUUUAGAUGAACUGCUAUCCUUAGAGUGUAAUGUCUUCAGUAAUUUAGCUUUACAAGAAAUAACCUUUCUUCUACAAGUCAGAAACUUACCUUUACAAGAUAGAAACUUUAUCUUUACAAGAAAUAAACUUCCCCAUUACUAGAAAAAAACUUACCUUUACAAGUUUAAAAGAUAUAAAUUACCUUUACAAGAUAUAUCACAAGUAACACUUGUGUAAGAUCUGAUCCAGUUCUUACUUUGUAAUUUUAACUCUGUUUUACUCUUCUCAGUUUUCAUACAUACAAUUACAUUUUCUCAUUAUAUAGAGCUGAUGUUUCAUCUCACACCCCUGUGAUUAUGAUCAUGAAAAGUUGUUACGCACACACAAUGGUGUCUCUCUGUCAAGCUAUGAUUUAAACAGUCACUAAUGUGUGACUGUCAAGAUGAAUUUAGCACACUUUUUCAUUUAUAAAACUAACAUGUUGUUAGAUGUGUUCUCUCCUAGUCCACUUAAAAUUUAGCUCUGCUUAAAACAUGAUAGGCCUUGAUUUUUACGUGUAGUCAGUGGAUCAUGCUGUUGUGUGAUCUUUACAAAACACGCUAUAUAUAUAUGUCUGAAUAUAGUUUCUAUUUUUGCUUUUGGACUGAAAUAUUUCUCCUAUUUUCACCAGUCCACAGAUGUCCUCCAAAUGCUGAAAAAUACUGAUGUAGAUUAAAAAAGUAGUGUCAGCUCUUUCAGUAUCAAAAUUUCGCAGCUGACCCCUGAAUAAGAUUGUCAUCACACAUUAUAGCUUUUCCCCUUAUUGAGAUGGUCAGCAUACACCCUCACUUCUCCACUAAAACAGUCUCUUGUCAUCAGCUUGUUUCACUGAGUGUUGUUUUAUUAUGGCACCCGACAGCUCAUGUACCAGUUAUGUAAAUGUAUUUUUAAAAAUAUUUAAAUUUUGAGAUUAAUCUAGUCACAGCAAAAGUCAGCAGUCUUCAGUAGCUAAACAAAUUUUUGGAAUUGUUUUAUGUAGUCUAAGCUUUUCAUCAUCCUGAUAUCAUCCAUAAGAUAAAAUAACUUGAGUAACAUAACAAAUGAGAUUUUUUAAUGCAUAAUUUUACACCAUUUAUUCUGUCUGGUGAACAAUUUUUUGAAGGAAGAAAAAAAUUGUAUUGGGUGGGGCUAUGCAUACUUUCUGAUAGUUCACUUUAAUCAGGUAUGAAGAUAUAGGUGUUUCCUCUCUCAUUAGCUUAUAAACUAUGCUCCUAAUGAACUUUAUCUAUAGAGCAGCUUAUGAUAUCCCAUUAGUGCAUUAUGAAUGGCAUACCACCACAUCAGCAUGGCUAUAUACUACAGUUGAAGGUGGAUGGGAUAAAUAAGACUUUAGUCAAAUGUAUAAAAUGAAAGGUUUACUAAUGGUGUAGGAAGGGAUAGGUUGACUAAUGGUGUACACAGCUCAUGAUCUUUCCCCAGAGAAAAGAUCAGGGGAUGUCGAAUUGUUUUCAUUUCAGGGUUGAUGCUUAUUUUGAUUCCUGUGAGCCUUGAUGGCGCCCUAGUUCUUGUUGGAUUUAAACAAUUAUUUCCCAACAAUUGUGUUUCUAUUGUUAAAGGGUCAUCAACUUAUUAUUAUUUAUUAUCUCAACAGCUACAUUAUUUUGAAAAAAUGGCCAGUAUUCAAUUGACUUGAAAUUAAUGGCACAGCUUCUAAAAAGCCAUGUUAACUUAUUUGAUUAGUUUAUUAACAGUUAAAACAAUCCACAUUAAGUAAAUAGCUAACCUUGUUGACUGCUAGCAUCCUACAGUAGGUCUGUAGCUAACCUGCUAGCAUUGUGUUUGAAAGAAAUGCAUGUCAUCAUUUGAUAAUGGCAAUUUCUGCCGAUUGGAUAAAGCAUGGUGUUCUGGAUAGGGGUGCUAUAUCUUGUUUUAAUGAUCAUUUAACUAUGUACCGGUACUAUACAAAAAGCUUCCACACAAGGCCAGUAAAUAACUAUGACAAGUGACAGUCAGUAUUUUGUUUUUUAGUGUUGACUGUUUCGUAUGAAACAUUUUGUUAGUUGACUAUCUCAAAAUUCAAAAGUUUAACUUUGAACCACCUUUUUUGUUAAUGAAAUAUUUUGAAUGAUCAAUAGAUUAGGUAGGCGGCUAACAUUUUGAAAUCUGUGCGAAUUUAAUAAUAAUUUUUUUUUCCUAACCAUGAUUUGUAGCAAAAGUUUAAAAUGUUGUAUUGAUUCAUGUACUCUUGUGUAAUGCCCUGAGACUCAAUUUUAAUUAAGUGUAAUGCCCCUAAACUGGGUUUUAAUUUAGUAGAAAGCCCUCAUAUUCAGUUCUAAUUAAAUGGAAUGCCUUCAGAUUCAGUUCUAAUUAAGUCUAAUGCCUCAUACUCAGUUUUCAUUUAGUGUAAUGCCCUUAUACCCAGUUCUAAUUAAGUUAAUUCUCUUAGACUCAUUACCUGAUACUAAUUAAGUGUAAUGCCCUCAGGCUCAGUAUUAAUUAUUAAGUGUAAUGUCCAUAGGCUCAGUUCUAAUAUUUGCUUUAUUUUUUUUCAACCCCAUAUGACCCAUAUUAUAAUGACCACCUGACCUCUACUAUAAUGACCACCUGACCUCUACUAUGAUGACCACCUGACCUCUACUGUGAUGACCAUCUCAUAAUGGCCUGUAUUCCCUGGUUCAGCACUCCAUCAAAUUUAAUGUGGAAGACCUGAAGGAUCUUCAAGAGGAAAUCAAAGAGCUCAAAUUGAAGGUGAGAUCACAGGACAAGCGCAUCGGGAAUCUGGAGAACCGCCUCCAACAACUUGAAGACAACGCUGAUGAGGAAGAGGGUGGGGAGGAGGCUUAAAUGUAUUCUUAUGAAUAGACCUCUUUGCUAUAUUUAUAUACUUCUUGACGUGUAUCAACUGAGCAUUAUUAGAGGAUAUUACAACUGGAAUUCUAUAAUGCCUUCACCAAUAUAUCUUGUUUUUGUAUAGCUAUAGUUAUGGUGGGUCAUUUAUUGAAAAUUUAAAAUAGUUUGAUUAACCUAACAAAGGGGGAAAUAAUUAAAAGGCUAAUAGUAAAUGAUGGAACAAAAUUAGUUUCUUGUAACAUAUAGGCGCAGGAACAGUAGACAUUCUACACUAAAGAAGCCCGAAAUAGAAUAGGCAGAGUAGAUGAGAUAGAAAAUGACACUCUGCAUUUACUCUGAUUAGCUUCACUGAGUAAAUAAUUAUUCAAUCCACUAGAACUAUGGACACAAGUUUUAGUUUUUAAAUAUCCUGGUUCGAUCAGUCUGUUGUGCCUGGAUGUGUCGGCAUGACUCUUAUUUCUCUGACUCAUCAUUUAUUAUUAAAGUCAUAUUUUUUUGUUGGUUGAAUCAUAAGAAUUGGUGUUUGUAUUUAAAUAUAAUAUACAACUGCUUCAUAGGUAGAAUUAUGUAAUGCAAUUUUCAUAUUAAAAAAAAAAAGCACAUCUUACGGUAAACAGUUGUUUGUGUGUUUAGUAAGAUGACAUUUUUAUGAUUCUUUUUUAUUUAGUUAGGCCCAGUUUCAUGUAAGGCUUUCAAUACUGUUGUAUUAAAUCUAGAAAACAAAAGUUGCAAUAACAACAAUCACAAUAAUAAAUAGUUUAAGAUGUUCAACAAAAAAAAAAGAGAAAAAAAAACAACUAAGACAACUAAGAAAAUGGGAAGUUUUGAAUCAUUGCUUGGAGCAUAUAAUUAAAAAACCAUUGAGACUCAGUAUUGAAAGCCCCCAGACAGCGCCUUCUAAUGCACAUACAUUGUAAACAUUGUGUUUGAAUGAGAGCAUAAUUUCCCUUGUCUAGAUUUCAUUUCUGAACACAGGUUAGCUAUUAAUUAACUUGGUCCAGAUUUCUUUUCUGAAUGCAAGUCAUAGACAUUACUAAGUUGGUUAAAAAAUAGGCUAUUAGAAAAAUGAAGAGUUGUGACACUUGAUCUGCUAAAUGAGAAGUGUCUGUAUAGCAGUAAGCACCCAUUGACCCAGCAAAACCAGAACAGCCUAAUAAUGUGUCUAGUUCUCACUUCUCUAGUCUUUUUAAGACUUUUGCUAAAUCUGAUUUCAAGAAAAACUAUGUUAAUAGUGACAUUAUUUCUUGUGGACAUUGUAUUUAUGUUAAGGUCAAUGAUAUUUAAUGGGACUUUAUUUAUAGUAGGCAACAUUGGUUUUAUAUCAGUCAAGAUUAUGAAAAAUUAAUUCUAUUUAAAAUGGUUCUUAUUGUUUGUAACUUGUGUGAUCAAAGCAUUGAAUGAAAAAGACGUAAUGCCAGCUUCUUGAAUCAGGGGGCUUUUCAAUCUCUGCUGCUAGGUGUUAUUCUGGUAAGUUGAUUUAGAAACAGGCGAAUUGGUAUAAUACUUGUUUCUAAUGGAACAAUCUUAAAUAAUAAUAUAUGACAAACGAUUAAAGAAAUUUAAAUCAAUAAUUAUAUUGAUCAGUGGGUAAAUUGAUGGGUUUUUAAAAAAAGUUUUGCUGUUUUCAUUUUAACACGUUGAAUAAAAAAUUAAGAAGGAUGGUUUUAUGAAUAGUUGCAUUAUAAAGAGCCACGGCAAAGACAGUCGUAGGGAUCUUUUUGUGUCAUGUUUGGUGCCAUCUCUGAUGUAACAUGUGUUCUCUUUAAUAUGUAGAGGUGUGCAGCAAACUUUGCUGAACUCUUUGAUGACAAAGCAGUUUAAGUUUUGUAAAUUGUUAACAGACCAGUCUAAAAUUCAGUAACUUGACCUAUCGGGUGAACUUAUUUUUUUUAUUGUAUUUCAUUUUCACUUAUUUUUAAACAUUGAUAGCAUUUUUAUUUUGUAUGUGAACAUAAUAUAUAAAUUUGUAUAUCUGCACCAGAGCAUUGCUGCGUAAUGUUAUGUAAAAAAUUACAUGCAUGUUUUAGUUGCUUUUUUUAAACCAAUUCCUAAAAGUAUAUGUCAUUGAGCUGAUUCAUUUAUGUGCAAGUCAAAUAACUGUUAUUGUUUGUGAAGUCAUAAUUUCAUGUGUCCUCUUAUUAGUCUUAUUGUUGCUGAAUGAAUGCAUUAUGUGGUCUCAAAGUGAACUGAAUGUAAUUACUUGAUCUUCUCAAAGCGCCCAUUGGUCCUAGGCACAUUGAGGAGGCACUAAGUACAUUUUAAUUAAAUCCAUGUACUUGAAGAAAGUAUGUUUAAACAGCUGUUAGAUGUGACUUUCUAACAUUUUUUUAACAAAAAAAUAAAGAUUUCCAGAUGCCUAAUUUGGGUUACAUCAUUUUAUUUUUAGUGUAUUUCUAUACUUGCGUACUAUUGAACAUUGUAUGUACUACCAAUGGGUGUCAAGAGAUACGUUCAAGUCAAAAGCUGCAUCAUAAAGACUCUUUCAUUCAAUUCCAUUUCUUUAUGGCAUGCUGUUCCUGAAUUACUCAAGGCCAUGGUAAAUGAUUUUUAUUGUUUUUUGAAAUGGUGGUUUUGUUGGUUGUCCUUUUGGGUAGUGUUGCAGUUUUGAAGUAUUUGCCUAGCAAAUCUAGGACGCUGUUUGGUUAUUACUAGAGCUAAAAAUGUCAGUCUUGAUUGGAUGCAUAGAUAACAUAAUUUGUUGGUAAAAAUUAGAGCUAAAUUUUGUCAGUCUUGAUUGGAUGCAUAUAUAUUAACAUAAUUUGUUGUCUUUGUUUUGCUGUUUCACUUUGCUAACAUUGCCACUGUAAAAAUCAACAUUAAUAAAUACAUAAUAAUGAUUUUUGAACUCUUAGUACUUGCUCACUUGUUUUCUUUCAUGUGAAAUUUUUGUUUCUCUUUAUUCUUUUUGUGAAAAUCUUGUGUAACAUAUGUAUUCCAACUGACAGGGUGAUAUAUAAUUGCUAGAUUUUUGUUCUAGUUUAUUUUUUAAAAGUCUUUUCUUCCAUCUAUUGCAUUUGAAGCUGUUCUAUUCCUAUCAUUAAGUUCUUUGAAACUACUGCACAGUAGAAAACUAUUUUCAAAGAAUGUCUCACUGUGAAGAAAUAACACUUGUAAACUUAAACUGUGACACUUGUUUCAAUGGUUACAUAAAGCAAUCACUUUGACAGCAAUACAUUUUAGCUGACAUUUUCCAGACAUCUCCAACUAGUAAUGUAAGAAAUGGAUAAAUUCCCAUUCCAACAGCCACCGAGACUUUUUGAUCUUGUAUACCACAAACUAUUUGUUGACAACAGAACAUGUUUAAAUUGGAAAUCAAAUUUUCUAUUCUUUCACAAUUAUAAAUCUCUUUAAAAACAAAUAUUUUUAAAAAAUUAGUCUGUUAGAUGUAUGUUUUGAAUACAAUGAACUAACAAGAUUAGUGGCUUUUUUUAUCAGCAUUAUCAUCAACAAAAUAUUUGUUUCUUGUAGUGAUUCCCAUUGAUUUCAACUCUUGAACUGUCCCUUAUAUUUAAGUUUUUUGAUUUUUGUAAAGGCUUCCUUUUGUGUGAUAGGAGACAAAGGAAAUGUGAUAGGCUAAGGGCUGGCUUCAUGUUGGACAUGUGUGAGAGAUUGAGUCACUGUAUACUUGAGGCUGGUGUACAAAGCUGUACGUGCCGAUUUCAUGGAAUGUAAAAAUGGCUGUUAUUGUAUUAUCAAAAUAGAAUUCAAAUGCUGAUGGAAAUUGUAGUACUCAUGCUAUGAGUCAGAGGGAAAAAAGUUUUAUUUCACCAAGAUAAAUACAGCUUGUUAUGUGUAAAAAAUUUACUUCAUAUUUAUUUAUUGGAUAGGAUGAGGCUAUACAAAUAUUAUUUUCACUGCAAUUUGUGAUACGUUGAAUUGAAAUAACAUAAAUUAGUUGGUUUGCCAUAUACUCUUACAGUAAUUGUGUAGUUUGUGCAUGAUGAAGUCAGAUGAAAAGAACUUUAAAAGAGGUAUCUUUCAAGUAAAUUCUAAGAUCUCAUUAGACUUGGUGACAUCUCAUUGGUGUACAUUUAUUGUAUCCUUAAACUGUGUAUACAGUAGGGUUGCCAGGACUUAUGGUUUCCCAGUAAGCUUUGUGGGUUUUCUUCCCUUAGUUUAAUACCGGUAGCUAAAUAAGUGUUACUUUGGUUUUCUACAUUUGUUUUUUUUUUAAACUCAAUUUUUUUAUGUUUGGGGUGGAUUUUCCUUGUUUUAUUUUUCCUGGCAACCCUCAUCUAUAGUUUGGGAUGCCCUGUAAUUUUGUUUUUCUGUUUACUAAGUUUGAUUUUGUAUAUUUUGAAUGCUUCCUGUCUUUACUUUUAUAAUAUAUACCUACACUAUUAUUAUUUUGUUGUGUUUUUUUAAAAAUAAAAAUAGUUUGGAAAAUUAAGCAAGAGACAGAAAGGAGCCCCAGGAUGCUCUCAAGAUUUAACUUUUUUUAAAAUAUGAAUAAUUUUGAUUUCUUUUAAUUCAUUGUAAUAAUAAAAGCAACUGCUUAAUAUAAUUUGUAUUUUUUGGUUUGGUGCAAUCUGAGAGAAAAAAAAUUAAAUCUUUCUUUUCAUAUGGAUGAAGUUGUACAGUUAAAUGUUUUUUUAAACAUCAAACAAAAUUCUUUUUAAAGAGACAUAAUCUGAUAGCUUUCAUAAUACUUUCAUACCCCUUAUGGAAUAUUUUAGGAAUAUGCGGUCACAGUAAAAGAACUAUACAUUGAUUUUUUAAAAAUUUUAUUUUGUAUUCACCUCCCAUUUUCCAUGGCCUCCAAGUAAAAAAAAAAGAUUUUAAGAUGUUGCUUUUAGGAAGGAAAAAAAUAUAAUUAGAUUCGAGGUUACUAUGCAAUUAUGUGCCUCUUAUUUCUGUUUUUAUGACAUGCUAAAGACUAUUUUUAGAACCAGUUUAACUGCAGCAAAUUUCAAAUCCUAUGUGUUGGUUGGUGAAUGAGAUUGCAUUUGUGUUUCAUACUUCUAUGUAUUAUACUUGUGCCUGCAAGGUUGGGAGAGGAAUCAUACUUUGUACAUGUGAGGUUGGGAGAGAAAUCAUACUUUGUACAUGCAAGGUUGGGAGAGAAAUCAUACUUUGUACAUGCAAGGUUGGGAGAGAAAUCAUACUUUGUACAUGCAAGGUUGGGAGAAAAACCAUACUUUGUACAUGUGAGGUUGGGAGAGGAAUCAUACUUUGUACAUGUGAGGUUGGGAGAGAAAUCAUACUUUGUACAUGCAAGGUUGGGAGAGAAACCAUACUUUGUACAUGCAAGGUUGGGAGAGAAACCAUACUUUGU